UUUGUGAAUGUGUGUACAGGGAUUUGUUGCACCCGACACCUCAGUUCAGCAUUGAUACUUGAUGCUGUCUAUCAGAAAAGAAUAUAUAAAGUCAUUCCUGAAACUUUAGGGUUGUAAGUUAGAGGCCAGCUUUAAAGUUUUAGAAGAUUCAAUUUUACAAAUACAGGAAGCUGGUCUCCUUUUAACUCCCAUACUGAUAAGUGUUGGCUUGCACCAAAAUUGAUCUUAUUUGUAUCUAUUUUGAAGACUAUUUUGAUAUUUAUUGCCUUUUUUCUGUGUGAGGAGGUAAUUUUUAUUUUAAACUAGAGCAGGGAUCCUUCUUUUUUUAAUAUUAAAUAUGAAUUGUGAAUAUUUUUUGGCAUGAACAAAAGUAAACGUAACCAAAACUAACAUUUUUUUGUCCUUAGCAGUCUUACAUGGCUGAGUUUUGCUAUUUUAGUUUGGGGUAGUCUUAGUUUGUGAGCUUUAUUUAUUUGUUUUCUUAGGUAUGUUUGGCCAAUGAGAAAGAGAUAAAUGAGCCACAGGUUGGAGACCCCUGAACUAGAGGUCAGCAUCAUCCAGACGGGGAAUUUCUCUGGUGCCACCAACAUCUGCUUUGGAUCUCUGGGUGAAACUCGACGAGGACUGAGAGGAAAUCUUCAACCGUCGAAUCGGGGUGGAUCACUCGCUCAAAAUACAGACCAGACGCCAAAACACUCACUGGGAGGACCACGGAGGACCCCGGAGGACCCCAGAGGACCCCAGAGGACCACAGAGGACCACGGAGGACCACAGAGGACCACAGAGGACCACGGAGGACCGCGGAGGACCGCGGAGGACCCCGGAGGACCACGGAGGACCACGGAGGACCCCAGAGGACCCCGGAGGACCCCGGAGGACUACAGAGGACCCCGGAGGACUACAGAGGACCACAGAGGACCACGGAGGACCACGGAGGACCACGGAGGACCGCGGAGGACCGCGGAGGACCGCGGAAGACCACGGAGAACCACGGAGGACCCCGGAGAACCCCGGAGGACCCCGGAGGACCACGGGAGACAAUUUUACCAUCAGGGACAUCAGAUGAAAACAGCUCUUGAGGUAAUUCUGGUGGAUUAACAGGAAUGCUUUUUAAUGUGGAAUGUCUGUCAAAUAAAUGAAUAAAUUAAAAAAAUGAUGGACAAAAGUCAUCAUCUAAUCAGCAAUUUCCCUCAGUACCUAUUUUACUUUUUUAAGUUACACUUUGACAUUUGGAAAUUACUUUUGUUUUAUUAUUUUAAAUUAUUUUCUUUUUUUUUAUUGUGUUUUGGUUUCAGAAUUUUUUUGUUUUUAUUUCUAAUGUGUGAUUUUGCUUUUCCUUAUUUCUAUUUUUAAUUGUUUUUAUGAUCUUUAAUGUGUUUUUGCGUUGCUGUGAUUUGUCCUUCUGGGCCACCGUACCAGAAGAUAACUACAAUAAAGUUUAUACACAUAGAAGAGAAUUUAAAUGAGAAUAAAUUUAUCUUGUUUACAACAUAAUUACAUGUAUGGAGGGUUAAAACGGCUUCUUUACAAUUAAAUGAAAAAAUCUUUAUUUGUCAUUUUUUCUUUUUAAUUACAUUACGUUUUCUGUUUGCUGAUGAUUUUUGGAAAAACACUUGAAGGCUCAUAAAUAGAGGAUCUAAUCUAAAGGUUACAAUUCUCACUUCAUGGAUUUAGAUCAUCUGAACAGCUUAAUCAGACUCCCAAAUCAAAUAUUUUUCUCCACAACUAUUGUCUCUUUUUUAUACAUGAUAUUUCAAUACAUGAGAAUAAAUCAGAGUUUUUGCAAACACUUAAUCUGCAGAAAGACAAAUAUCUGUAGAAACCUGCAGCAGCGUGCACACAGAUCACUUCGGUGAAUCAACUCCAGUAACAGCUGCCGCUUCCAAAGUUAAUAGAAAUGUUUUCUUCUGGGUGAUUCAUCGCUCAACAAGCACAAAUCAGCAAACACAAGGCAGAGCUGAAAGAACAAAGAAGAACAAAAUAUGUCAUUCAAUCUGAUUAUGUGCAGGUUUGAACCUCGAAGACACACCGUCUGCAUGGAUGACCCCCUCCUGCUUCACUCUAAACCCCCCCGGACAUCACAGCGUUUUCAGCAUAUGGAGAUGCUGUGAGGAACGAAGCAUUUCCCCUCAGGAAACAUUUUCCACAAAACAAACCUCAAUAACUUUCACACUGUGCACCUUUUCCCCACUCAGUUUCUGUGAAUCCUCGGGGGGGUCGAAAUAAACUUCCAUUAAAGUCAAGUAAUGACGUCUCAGUUAGACUGAAAGUAUAGAAACAGAUCAGAAAUCAGCUGUUGUGUUGCCGUCUUUGUGUCCUCCGAUUGCUAGGCAACUGAGAGUCAAAAAUGUCAUCUUCUUUAGCUGCAAUAAUUAUUUUAGCUUUACUGACUCCCAGUGACAGCCUCCUUUAAUUAUAAUGAGGAUAAGAAGACACGGCGACUGCUCAAGUUCUCCGACCUCCUGGUCUGCAGUAAAAGCUAUUAGAAUACUUUACAUGUUCUAUAUUUAGGUAGUAUUGUAAGUUACCUAAUCAUAAUUAAUCAAAUGUUGACGUUUCUGGGUGAAGAACGGAACAUGUCCACAUUGGGUUUGACUCCAUAUUUUUAAGGAGAAAUACAAUAAUUGAGACAUUAAAGAGGCUAAAUUAGUUUGUCUUUUAAAGACUUUAUUUUUUGGUUUAUUAUCUAUUAGUUUCAUUGAUCCAUCUAUUACUAAUCUGGGAAAGUCACAGAGUUCUUGAAGGG
Messenger RNA from Oryzias melastigma (Indian medaka), 2746 nucleotides. RefSeq names its product eukaryotic translation initiation factor 3 subunit A-like. Bases 514 to 1098 code for a protein of 194 amino acids. The transcript is spliced from 4 exons. The record is from RefSeq and is a predicted model, not a curated record. Lineage: Eukaryota; Metazoa; Chordata; Actinopteri; Beloniformes; Adrianichthyidae.